Molecule: messenger RNA, 499 nt
Organism: Gracilinanus agilis (Agile Gracile Mouse Opossum)
Lineage: Eukaryota; Metazoa; Chordata; Mammalia; Didelphimorphia; Didelphidae
Product: phosphatidylinositol phosphatase PTPRQ-like
Exons: 3
Molecular function (GO): protein binding
Source: RefSeq, a predicted model, not a curated record
GUAGAUAGCGAUGAAUAUAAUAUUUCUUUCAUCAAGGCAAAUGAGGACAAUAAAACUCUAGAGAUUACAGAUUUAAAAGUAUUUACGAGGUAUUCUGUAAUAAUCACUGCAUUUACUGGAAACAUCAGUUCAGCCUAUGGAGAUGGCAAAGCAAGUGCUCAAGUGAUCGUUACCACAUUAGAAUCUGUGCCUAAAGAUCCACCGAACAACAUGACAUUUCAGAAGAUUCCUGAUGAAGUCACAAAAUUCCAGCUUACUUUCCUUCCUCCGUCAGAACCUAAUGGGAAUAUCCGAGUAUAUCAAGCUUUGGUGUACAGAGAAGACGAUCCCACUGCCUUCCAGAUUCACAACCUGAGCAUCAUCCAGAAAACAGACACAUCAGUCAUUGCAAUGUUAGAAGGACUCAAAGGAGGCCACACGUAUAAUAUAAGUGUGUACGCUGUUAAUGGUGCAGGUGCGGGGCCCAAAGCUCAGAUGAGAAUAACGAUGGAUAUCAAGG